Parathielavia appendiculata is the source of this 1516-nucleotide messenger RNA. RefSeq lists its product as uncharacterized. NCBI's taxonomy places the organism in Eukaryota, Fungi, Ascomycota, Sordariomycetes, Sordariales, Chaetomiaceae. The transcript has 8 exons. The record is from RefSeq and is a predicted model, not a curated record. Gene Ontology annotation, cellular component: cytoplasm. The coding region runs from base 13 to 1044 and encodes 343 amino acids. Gene Ontology annotation, molecular function: glutamine synthetase activity.
GUUUGCUCACGCAUGGCGCAGCUCCAGAAGUACUUCUCCCUCGACCAGAAGGGGACCAUCAUUGCCGAGUACAUCUGGAUCGACUCAGAAGGCGGCACGAGGUCCAAGUCGAGGACCCUCCCGGAGAAGGACUACAAGCCCGAGGACCUCCCCAUGUGGAACUUUGACGGCUCCUCGACCGGCCAGGCCCCAGGCGACAACUCGGACGUCUACCUCAAGCCUGUCGCCAUCUUCCCCGACCCCAUCCGCCUGGGCAAGAACAUCCUGGUCCUCGCCGAGUGCUGGGACUCCGACGGAACCCCCAACAAGUACAACUACCGCCAUGAGACGGCCAAGCUGAUGGAGGCGCACGCUGCGCACGAGCCUUGGUUCGGCCUGGAACAGGAGUAUACCAUGUUGGAUAUGAAUGAUCGGCCUUAUGGCUGGCCCCAGAACGGCUUCCCGGCGCCGCAGGGCCCGUACUACUGCGGUGUGGGUGCCGGCAAGGUUGUGCAGCGUGAUAUCGUGGAGGCGCACUACCGUGCCUGCUUGUACGCCGGCAUCAAGAUUUCGGGAACCAAUGCUGAGGUGAUGCCCGCUCAAUGGGAGUUCCAGGUUGGACCUUGCGUCGGCAUCGAGAUGGGCGACCAACUCUGGAUGGCUCGGUUCCUCCUGCACCGCAUUGCCGAGGACUUCGGCGUCAAGGUCUCGGUCCACCCCAAGCCGAUCCCCGGCGACUGGAACGGCGCUGGCCUGCACUCCAAUUUCUCGACCAAGGAGAUGCGUGAAGAGGGCGGCAUGAAGCACAUCGAGGCGGCCAUCGCCAAGCUCGGCACGCGUCACAAGGAGCACAUUGCCGUCUACGGCGAGGACAACGAGAAGCGCCUGACCGGUCGGCACGAGACGGGUGCUAUCGACCAGUUCAGCUAUGGCGUUGCCAACCGCGGCGCCUCGAUCCGUAUCCCGCGCGAGUGUGCGGCCAAGGGCUACGGCUACUUCGAGGAUCGCCGGCCCGCGUCGAACGCCGACCCUUACCAGAUCACCGGCAUCAUCAUGGAAACGUAGGUGCCUUGACCCAUGGAAACCCAAUUCGCUAAAGCUAAUCGUUGCAGUUGCUUCGGGCCCGUCUAAGCAUUGGAUCGCUUCUGGUUGCAUGGGAUUUCGUUGACUUUGGCUAAGGUCUUUGGGAAGAGGAGUUGUUGGUGUUCGCAUUGAUGAACUGGGAAUACAUGGGAUAUCAACCUAAGAGGGUAUUGCAAAGCUCUUUUCUUGCGACUCUCAAGACCCAGGGUUGCCGACGAGAAGGUCAAGACUACGCCGGCAUGACAGCCCUGGCUGUUUCGGGGGCUAGGCGAGGGCGAUGGCCGGGAAGGAAACAGAGUUACGUCUGAAUACAAUACAGAGUAUCAAACAAUUGGCACCUGGAAGCCUCGCUGUCCGUGUCAUGCCCAAGCUCGAGGAGUCGAGUGUGCCAAGGGUUGUCUUAUCGGUCCAAUUAAGUUCGGGCAAGACUCCCAUUUCGGCUUCCAGAGCUCUA